This is a messenger RNA of Ceratotherium simum simum (southern white rhinoceros), 1357 nucleotides long. The record is from RefSeq and is a predicted model, not a curated record. Lineage: Eukaryota; Metazoa; Chordata; Mammalia; Perissodactyla; Rhinocerotidae.
AUGCUCAAUGGCCACGUGUGGCUAGUGGCUACCCUACUUAACAGCAAAGCACAGCAGCGUCCGGUGAGGCGCCGGGAUAGCCGCGAGGACACGGAGUCCACGCGCUGGGGGACCCUUCACAGGCGGGCGUUAACUAACCGCGCGGGCGGCACUGCGAGAGCUCCCAAUGAAGACUCGAGUGGGGAGCCCCGGAGGCGGCGCGUUUCCCCGGCGCGCCCGGCGGGGAGGGCCCAGAUGCGCCGGCGCCACUCGGUCAGAGGCGCUGGCCUCCGACCUCUCCGCGAGCUGAGAAGGCAGCGGGAGAAAGAAAAACGGGAGGACGCCGGCCGCCCGGCCGCAGCCUUCAGCCGCCCCUCAGCGGGCGGCGGAGGAGUAAACAAGGCCGCGACUCGCGCCGCGCACUUACUGGGAGCCGCGGCCCCGCGGCCGCUGAGCCCGGGCGGGCCAGACCGGGUCGGACCGGCCCAGACGGACGGGACCCAGGCGCGGCAGCGGCUGAAGCAGCUGGCCGACGCCGGUCAAGCCCGCGCUGCUACCUCCGGCGAAGCCGUCUCCGCAGCUCCGGAAGUGCUCGGCGCGGCUGCGUCACUUCCGGCCCCGGGUUGACCGGCGGUCGCCCGGGUGGGCCAGCGCUCCGGCCCAGAGUCCUACCCCGGCACAACCGGCGCCGACUGCUGCGGGAGGCAGCAGAAGAGCGAGUUCGGCUUAUUGGAGGGUGAUCAAGGCAUCUCUUCCGGCUGUCGCCUACCAGCGCCGCCCGCCGGAAUAUUUUUAACCAGCGUUUUUGUAAUGGACUCCUCACUUCACUACUCGGGUGUCGGGCACGGAGAAAACAUCCUGACGUCCUUGGAGUGGAAGAAAGACUGUUUCGUGGUUGCUACCUGGUCGAAGGAGAGUUGGGCCUUAGGGGUCAGCGCGUCGGGCCGAGAAUUUCUGCCUACUCUCUGAGGCCCUCCAGGCAGGGCCACGCCGGGCUUUCGCUUCCCUCAGUGCCUGGUUCGCUGCCCAGUUCUCCGGCUUCCCAUUCUUCCCAUUACCGUGCAAGAUUGAAUCUUAACUGCCUUGCUGCACACUUUCUUCCGACAGUACAGCAAGUGCCGUUAUGACUUCCAGUACCUUCUAGGACCUGUUGUCAAGUAUAUGGAUAGGUAGAGCACGCUCACUCAAGUUGCUUCUACACUACAGUGGAAACGCCAGUGUGAAGCCCGUCAUGUUAGGGAGCCUCCUGGCUGUGCAAGUCCGUACAAAACCCACACUAUUUCCACACAUACACGAGUUGUGUAUGUACUGAUAUUCAAGUUAUCUCUGUGUAACAGGCUUUCUUAUUUAAUUCUUGCUUCUUGCAUGUAUUCGUGUA